AUGCAAGACCUAAAAACGGCGUACGGUCAUGGUGACUUCACAAGAAUUAACGAGGUGAAUUUUCACUGCGUGACUAACAACACUGCUCAUCGCACCAUUGAAAUUACAAGAAAGCAGCUGAUUGUUAGGCGUGGCCAGCCCUUCCUGCUGACCCUGGAAAUGGUGCAGCCUUUCAGUGUCAGGGACACACUCCUGCUCACUGUAGAGACAGGUCCUGCUCCAUCAGAAAGACAUGGAACACGUUCUCAGUUUGGUAACCCAUCUGCCAAAUAUACCAGUGAUGCCAAGGCAAUAUGGAAGUAUGAGAUUGACAGGAGUGCUGUCCUGGAGAGGGGCAUUGUGGCUCUCUCUGUAACCCCACCAACUGACGCUCCUGUGGGGAAAUACUCCCUGUCUGCAAUGACACAUGGUGAAACAAGAAAUCUGGGAACUUUGGUGGUGCUCUUCAACCCCUGGUGCUCUGGCGACUGGGUGUAUCUCCCUGAUGACAGAGAAAGACAAGAAUAUGUGAUGAAUGAAGAGGGAACCGUCUACACAGGAACAUCACACUACAUAGGUUCACAGCCCUGGAUCUUUGGACAGUGUCUCAAGAUAUUGGAUGCCAACCUCAAACACAGAAAAGACCCAGCUGGUGACACAUCUGCUCGUUGUAACCCCGUCUAUGUUAGCCGUGUGAUCAGUGCCAUGGUCAAUUUCAAUGAUGAUGGAGGUGUACUAGUGGGACGCUGGGAUGGAAACUAUAAUGAUGGAUGCAGCCCCACCUGCUGGACUAGUAGUGUUAGCAUCCUUCAGCGCUGGUUUCAAAACCGCUGCUAUCCUGUCAAGUACGGACAGUGCUGGGUGUUCGCUGCUGUAAUGUGUACAGUGAUGCGAUUCUUUGGUAUUCCAUGCCGUGUCGUCACCAACUUUCAAUCUGCUCAUGACUCAAACAAUAGCCUCACUAUUGAUGAAUAUUAUGAUGACUAUGGAGUCCGUAGCAAGGAGGCCUCCGAAAGUGUCUGGAACUUCCAUGUGUGGGUGGAGGGAUGGAUGAAACGACCAGACCUCAUGAAAGGUGGUAUCUAUGAUGGCUGGCAGGUCUUGGAUCCCACUCCACAGGAAAAAAGUGAAGGUAUGUUCUGCUGUGGUCCAGCCCCAGUCAACGCUAUCCUACGUGGUGACACAGACAUCAAGUAUGAUGUACCAUUUGUCUACGCUGAGGUCAACGCUGACAUUGUCAAAUGGAUGAUCAGUACUAACGGUUCAAAGAAGAAAAUGUACACUGACUCCAUGUCAGUGGGUCAGAGCAUCUCUACCAAGGCUGUUGACUCCUGGAAAAGGGUUGAUAUCACUGACAGCUACAAGCACAGGGAAGGCAGCGCAGAGGAGAGAGCCAUCUUCAAACGUGCAGUCAGAAUGAACUCAAAAGAAGGUCAAGGUGACAUAGAAGAGGCACCCCAGUAUGUUGAGAUGAAAAUCAAAGAGUUGGCUCACAUCCUGAGUGUGUAUUCUGAGUUCCAGGGAGGAGGAAAGACGGGUGAGAGGUGUGAUGGUGGUCGUUGA
Pundamilia nyererei is the source of this 1542-nucleotide messenger RNA. The record is from RefSeq and is a predicted model, not a curated record. Lineage: Eukaryota; Metazoa; Chordata; Actinopteri; Cichliformes; Cichlidae.